ACUGCGCACGCAUGUCUUCGCUCUUCAGCGUUACCAGGGCUCCAUGAUUCAGGUGGAGUGGACGCCUGAAUAAUUUCGUCCUGAACACAGAGAUGAAGCUUGAUAAACAGAGAUCCACACACACCACGGAGAGGGAAUUCGGGGGGACCUUGGGUGCUACAUGCAUCCCUGUCUUUCUGCCUCUGACCGUGCUGUACCUGCUGAGUGUAUGUCGCUCCCCGGAGGCCAGCGUGCUCCAGUGGCCCCCUCCGCUGCCCCACACAUCCCAGCUUUGGCACCCGUCGGCCCCCAUGCUGCUGCUUGGGUGGCUGGCCCUCCAGAGCUUUCUCUAUAUGCUGCCUGUGGGAAAGCUGGCUGAAGGGAUGGUGUUGAGGGAUGGAUCCAGACUCAAGUACCCUAUCAAUGGGUUCCACUCUUUCUGUAUAACUGCCAUAGUGUUGGCACUGACACUGUGGCUGAGGAUGCCUCUUGGAUACAUCUUCGAGUUGUUGUUUCCCUUGGCAGUGUACUCCAUGGGCCUCUCAUUCCUGCUAUCCCUCUACCUCUAUCUGCGCUCAUUCUGGGCCCCAAAACAAGCCCUCUCCUUGGGGGGAAACACAGGUAACCCCCUCUAUGAUUUCUUCAUGGGGCGUGAACUUAACCCACGAAUUGGAAGUUUUGACCUCAAAUACUUCUGUGAGCUCCGGCCAGGUCUGAUUGGUUGGGUUGUGAUCAAUCUGGCCAUGUUGAUGAAGGAGGUAGAGCUACGAGGAUCCCCCUCCUUCGCCAUGGUAUUGGUCAAUGUCUUCCAGCUGAUUUAUGUGACGGAUGCGUUAUGGAACGAGGAGGCUGUGUUGACCACCAUGGAUAUUGUUCAUGAUGGCUUUGGGUUCAUGCUAGCAUUUGGAGACCUGACCUGGGUUCCUUUCACCUACAGCCUGCAGUCCAUCUUCUUGGUCAUACACCCACAACCGCUGAGUACCAUCGGAGGCAUUAGCAUCAUCAUACUCAAUGGUGUGGGGUAUUAUAUCUUCCGUAGGUCGAAUUCCCAAAAGAACCAGUUUAGAAGAGACCCUACUCAUCCCAGCGUGGCAGGCCUAGAGACCAUUGCCACGGCAACAGGGAAGCGCCUCUUAGUGUCUGGCUGGUGGGGGCUUGUCCGUCACCCGAAUUACCUCGGGGACCUGCUAAUGGCCACUGCCUGGUCCCUACCCUGUGGUGUGUCCCACCUCCUACCCUAUUUCUACAUUAUUUAUUUCUCCGUCCUGCUGAUUCACCGGGAGGCUCGGGAUGAGAGGCAGUGCAGGCGCAAAUACGGGCUGGCCUGGGACACAUACUGCCGAAGAGUGCCCUACAGGAUCAUCCCCUACAUCUACUGAGUCCCAAAAUGGCUGCUGCUGGUCUGAGAGGACGGGUCACAGCCUUCUCUCAUCUUCCACGUGGAUAGGCAACAACAUUCUGUGAAGUACAUGUGCUGAACCUGACUGGACUGAAUCAAAGCGCUGGGAUUCACUUUGUGCAGUGUUGCUUUCGAACAAUACUGCUGCUUGGAUCAUUAAUUCGCUCCCAGAAAGUUUUUAAUGCUAAAGAUAAGAAAUGAGGGUCAAAGGUGACGGGUUGGUUGCCUUAAGGCUGAAUUAUUGCAGCAUACAUUACAUUAUUGGCAUUUGGCAGACUCUCGUAUCCAGAGGGACGAACAGUUGAUUAGACUAAGCAGGAGACAAUCCUCCCCUGAAGCAAUGCAGGGUCAAGGGCCUUGCUCAAGGGCCCCAACGGCUGUGCGGAUCUUACUGUGGCCACACCGGGAUUAGAACCACUAACCUUGCGUGUCCCAGUCAUUUACCUUAACCACUACGCUACCGGCUGCCCACCAAUGGGCAUUAGUGCGCACCAACAGGUGACCAUAACUUCAGUGACUGUGCUAUCCAACAUGCCUCUCAUGUUAAUAGACUGGCCAAUUGUGCUGUUCCAUUGUGUGUGGGAUUCCCCAAACUUGUUUUGAAUAGAACUAAACCAACUUCAACUAAACUAACCUUGGAAAGAAUAAAUGGAAAAAAAUAGAUAUACCCCCAGCCUUCAAACCACCAAGGGCCUUGUUUAUAAAAUCAUCUUACGAUCAAAUUGUAUGUUAAAAAGUGGCUCAUGCAGAAGUACCAUAACAACUCACAUGAAGAGCGCAAGAAUCAUGACAACUCCCAGGUGUAUUUUAAGACAUCUUACAGCAUGCUACAUGAGAAAGCUAUUAUCCAAUCAUGGUUUCACUAGCAUUACUGGAGUUAAAAUUGUUGUUUUAUCACUGGUGCGUAAGACAAAGAUAUGUCACUUCAAACUGACAUAGGCAGCUUUUUUCUUGUCUCUUUUUGUAAAUGAAGCAUAACCUUGAGGAAUUAUCUUAACAUUAUGUUUAAGUUUAAAUGCAGGAACAUUUUCAUAAGUGAGGCCCGAGGACUGUAUAAAUAACGCAUGUUAGAUAUGUACAGUUCAAGUUAGCUAGACAUCAUUUGAUUACCAAAAGAAAGGGAAGACAAUGCACUGAUCAUCAUUUUCCUACGGACAUUUACCAGGAGACCUUUUUCUACCAGUUCACUGUUUGCAUUUUAAUGUACAGUCUUUUUAGAUGUAAAUUACAUUUGUUACAAAUGUUAAAAACUUAUCUGGGAUAUGUAAAUACAUCAUCAGACAAACUGGAAAAGUUUACAUCUAAAGAUGACUUUUACAAAAAUGUACAUGAAAUAAAAUGGCCAAUUUAAAUGUAA
This is a messenger RNA of Conger conger (European conger), 2735 nucleotides long. It is a transcript of the gene tm7sf2, whose product is annotated as transmembrane 7 superfamily member 2. Gene Ontology annotation, molecular function: oxidoreductase activity, acting on the CH-CH group of donors, NAD or NADP as acceptor. The transcript is spliced from 11 exons. Gene Ontology annotation, cellular component: endoplasmic reticulum membrane; nuclear inner membrane. The coding region runs from base 93 to 1358 and encodes 421 amino acids. Gene Ontology annotation, biological process: sterol biosynthetic process. NCBI's taxonomy places the organism in Eukaryota, Metazoa, Chordata, Actinopteri, Anguilliformes, Congridae. The record is from RefSeq and is a predicted model, not a curated record.